Molecule: messenger RNA, 1997 nt
Organism: Pogona vitticeps (central bearded dragon)
Lineage: Eukaryota; Metazoa; Chordata; Lepidosauria; Squamata; Agamidae
Source: RefSeq, a predicted model, not a curated record
UGAUGGCAGUGAUGCUUUAUACAUGUCAGACAGUUAUAUGGCUGCACCAGGACACAUGUAUCACCAGACCACUGGUACAUCUUGGCACCUACCAACCCCUGCUGACCUGCCCAGCCGCGUGGCUCUGAACCCCCUGAGUGGCAACAUGGAUCUGAACAAACGUCCAAAAGCUGCACCAUUGGGAGGCCAGCCAACCUCCUCUGCCCACGUUUCAGUCUGGCCCACCAGGGGAUUUAUUGUCUCACCUCUUUCCGAACAACAGCUCCAGAAAGAGGCUGCGGAAGCCCUCAUGGUGCUGAGAAAUGCCUCCCAGCCAGGGUCCCUUCUUGCCACCUCAGGGGUCCUGAGCCCAGCCAGCUCUGCACCCGCCCUGAUGGCCUCGGCAGCUUUCUCUCAUCCCUCAGAAGCAGCUCACCGCCCUGGGAUGUCCCCUCCUCCCCAACAGCAUCCUCCGUACUUCAUGCCUUCAUAUGGCAUGCAUGCUGUCAAGGCCUCCCGGGACCUAGCUUUGAAAGGAAGUUAUGUCCCUCCAGAACCUGUUGGUGUGAGCGGAGAACCGGGGCUCCUCCUACCGUUACUCCAUGGCAGCAGUCUUCCCCAGCAGUACAAAAAUGUCCGCCUGUUCUCAGUUACGCCGUCCCGGAGCCCCCAGAUCGCCACUUCCGUAAUGGUCUCUAGUAUCCAAACCGUCAGACCUAGCUGCAGAGGGUCUUCCGGUGUCAGCCACCACCAUUUCGGUCCAGGCUUGGCAGCCUAUCAGACUUCAUCAGGCUCCAUACCAAAGAAUCUAUGCAUGCCACAAACUAUAGAUGCUGGUUGGAUUUCAGAGACCAAUGUUGAGGUCCUUGCUCCACCCGGCUCAUCUUAUGCUAGCCCUCAACUGCUGCCCUUCUGUGCCCCGCCAAUGGAUGUCACUGUCAGGCAUGUGCCCGUACAAAAGGUCAUUCCGUGCAGCCCCGUCGGGAUGGAACUGCACAUGCUCCCUAGGUUGUCCCUGCUGAAUCCCAGCCCCUACCUUAUAGCUCAACAAGCUUUCCCAGACCCCGUGUUUCUCGCAGGGCACAAAUCACAGCAUUGCCAUCAGCAACAGCACAGCCAAGAUGGAAGGAAUUUUAGUAAGGAGGAGGAAGGAGGAAAGGAGGAGCAUGGGAGCAGCCUCAAUGUGCCCAGGAGCGAGGAUCCAGAAGAUUCUGCUGAAGGAGCGCCUGACUUCCUUCCAUCCAAACAAAUAUGCAGCCCGCCUGACCAGCAAACCUCCCCAAAUCUACAGCAUCCAAACCAUCCCCACCAGGCCAAUACCUCCCCUUGCGUUUCUCUCAGCAUUGGUCAGAUGGGCUCCAUCUCCUGCCCCAGCUUGACUCCUGAGAGUGGGAGGUAAGGAAGUUCUGUUAGAGAAGAUACUAAAGAUCCUUCCUUCUGGCCAAGGAACUUUCAAAAAUGACCUAUGACCAGGGACACAACCUUUGCGUUCUUUCCUUCUCGUCCAUAGCGAGGUUAUUGCAGAAGCUGUUGGCUUCCUUGUGGCAACACUUAACACAUUCACUUCAUUUCUAACUUGUUCCGUUCCAGACAAGAGGCAGAGUUUGUGAGAGAGAUUUGAGCAAAUGUUAUGUUUUAAAUAGCAUGGUGUUAGUUUUUAACAUAUAGAUUAAAAAGUUUUGUUGCUUCUUUAAAAAAAUGGGAUAUUGAGAUAUGUUUACACCACUUUAAAAUAAAUAAAUCAUACUGAAAUAAUUCAUGAAUCAGAGAUGGGUUUUAGGUCCCGUGAAGAAGAAUUUGAUCCAUUUCCAAAGAGAUUUGUGCUAUUGAUUUCAUGACUCAGGGAGAAAAAAAUGUAUUUCAUUCUCUGCACCACUGUUGGCUGCCAAUAAAAUGUUAAGAAGAACAGCAGUAGUCUGUUUGGGUUUUUAUCCCAAGGCUGCAUGUUUGAAUGAUGUGAAGAAACAAAUGUUCAUUUUGCGCUAAGUUGCUACUUAGCGCAACUUCAGGAAGGACUC